Molecule: messenger RNA, 780 nt
Organism: Eutrema salsugineum
Lineage: Eukaryota; Viridiplantae; Streptophyta; Magnoliopsida; Brassicales; Brassicaceae
Exons: 2
Coding region: 123-530 (135 amino acids)
Cellular component (GO): chloroplast thylakoid membrane
Source: RefSeq, a predicted model, not a curated record
UGAGAACUGAAAACGUUAUCCACUUCCAGAGAGUGACACGUCGCGAAGCAAAUCCAGAUUUGAAAGCGCCAAUAAAAUCAAAUCGCAGCUUUACUUUCCCCAAAAUCAGAAUCACUUAAGUCAUGGCGAUCGCACCGGCAUUGCAGACGACGUUCGUGUCAUCUACCAACUUUCUCAAACAAUCGAGACCUUCUUCUUCUUCUUCUUCGUGGGGUUCUUCACCGAGCAAUGUGAUUCUUCCCAGAAACAAGAGAUCGUCCUCUUCUUCCUCCGUAGUUGUUGCCGCUGUCGGUGAUGUCUCUUCCGACGGAACCAUCUACUUGAUCGCCGGAGCCGCCGCCGUCGCGCUCGUCGGGACGGCUUUCCCUAUCCUCUUCAAACGCACCGACACGUGUCCGGAAUGUGACGGAGCAGGAUUUGUGAGGAAGCAGGGAGCUACUUUGAGGGCGAACGCGGCACGCAAGGAUCAAGCUCAGAUCGUUUGCUCUAACUGCAAUGGUCUCGGAAAGCUUAACCAGAUCGAUAAAUAACUCUCUCUCUUUUUUUCUCUCUUCAUAAUAAUAAUAUGUAAAAAACAACACUUCACCUUUACUCUUCUUCUUCUUCUUCUUCUUCUUCUUCUCUGCAAUAUACUCUGCAAGUCUUCUUCCUGAAACCAUAAGAGAAUAUUCUAUCCGCGAUAGCUUGGAAUGAUUAGCUGUUUGUGCUUGUCUUUAAGUUUCUUUGCUCUGGCAUAAGAGAAUAUUAAAUGUUUUACACGUAAUAUUAAUGACCAUCUGG